This is a messenger RNA of Pedinophyceae sp. YPF-701, 675 nucleotides long. NCBI's taxonomy places the organism in Eukaryota, Viridiplantae, Chlorophyta, Pedinophyceae. The record is from the annotation of a GenBank genome assembly.
AUGCAGCUCGUGGGGCGUGUGCAAGCAGGGCGACAGGCGCUGUGCGGGCUGGACCGGGAGGUCCUGCGCGGAAGGGCGGCGCGGAGGACCAAAAACGUGUAUGGGCAGCGGGUCCGCGCGGCUGGCGAUGACGACGGGCUCUCCACGGCGGACCUGCCCAAGGUCGUGGACUUCAUCUGCUCCACGGACAUGAUGCAGUUCGAGGUCGAGACCGAGGAUGUCUCGAUAUCGCUCACGCGGCGCACGGGGCCCGUGGGCGUGCACCGCUCCGCCGCGCACGUCGGAUUCGCGCUCAUGCCGGCCGACUCGAACGCGUUCGCGCCGCCGCAGUCGGCGCCGGCGGAGACCAUGCCCGACGACGCCGAGGUCGCGGGCGUGCCCGACCGCGUCGAGGUGUGCGACGACAAGGGCUGCGUCAUCACCGAGGUGGUGUCGUCGCCGAAGGUCGGCCUGUUCCGCGCGGGCAAGUUCUUCCGCGGGAAGCAGAUCGGAAAGGACCCCUGUGUCAGGGUGGGGGACUCCGUGAAGCAGGGGCAGGUCAUCUGCAACAUCGAGCAGCUCGGCAACCACUGGCAGGUGGAGGCGCCGAUGGACGGCAAGGUGGUCAAGUUCCUCGUCGAGGAAGGCCAGGCCGUCGGGUACAAGGACCCGAUUGCGGAAGUGCAGUCGUCGUGA